Molecule: messenger RNA, 1935 nt
Organism: Nezara viridula (southern green stink bug)
Lineage: Eukaryota; Metazoa; Arthropoda; Insecta; Hemiptera; Pentatomidae
Source: the annotation of a GenBank genome assembly
CCCCGAGCUGUUCCAGUCUUUUCCAGACAGUCGAGGAGUACACCUGGAUAAUAACCGAAGAGAUGGCAACCGAAGUGCAUCAGAUGGCAGAUGCAAUACAAGAAUCUGAAAUUAGUAACUUUUAUCGAGAUAAGCAUAUACUAUUGACUGGAGCAACGGGGUUUUUUGGGAAACUUUUGAUAGAAAAGUUACUCAGGGUAUGUAAACCAAAAAUGAUAUAUCUACUUAUCAGAAGCAAGAAAUCUUGUGAACCUCAUAAAAGACUUCAAGCUUUAAUAAACAAUACGAUAUUCGAUCGCCUUAAGGAGCAGAACCCUAAUUUCAUGGACCACAUAUCAGCUGUUUCUGGAGAUAUUUCAGAACCAGGACUUGACUUGCUGCCUUCAGACAGGGACAUCUUGGUCGAAAACGUCCAGAUCGUCAUGCACGGUGCUGCUACGGUCAAAUUCGAUGAAAAAUUAUCACUUGCCACAAAAAUAAACGUCCUAGGAACCAAAUCAAUUCUGGAGCUAUGCCAAAAAAUGACCAAACUUGAAUCUGUAGUCCAUAUAUCGACAGCUUUCAGCAAUUGCAAUCAACUUGAAAUUAAAGAAAAAUUUUAUGAAAGUCCCAUGACAUCAGAUAAUCUCAUUCAGUUGUCGGAAUGCGUCAAAGAAGACCAGCUAGAAUUAAUGUCGGCUCAUAUAAGAAAUAAAUGGCCAAAUACUUACGUUUUCACGAAAGCAGUAGCAGAAGAGGCUGUGACUAAAUAUGGAAGAGGGCUCCCAAUUUCUGUUUUUCGACCAGUCGUAGUUAUAUCCACAAAGAGCGAGCCAGUCCCUGGCUGGUCCGACAACUUAUAUGGUCCUCAGGGUUUAACACUUGGAACAGGAGCAGGAAUAGUGAGGGUUAUAAGAUGUGAUUCUAAUUGUGCCGCUGAACUUGUUCCAGCAGAUUAUGCGGUUAACUGUCUCCUUACUGUCGGCUACAAGACAGCUUCGGUAGAUUCACAUCUUGACAUCCCAAUAUACAACUUUUCUACCGACCCUGAAAACAAAAUAACUUGGGGAGAAUAUAUGAAGGUAUGUUUCCAAAGAGAAAAAGAAGUUCCACUGGCUAUGGCGAUAUGGUAUUGCACAUGCGUACUAGUCAAAAAUUGGUUUGGUUUCCUUUUGCUUACGAACAUCCUACACAAUCUGCCAGCUUUAUUCAUUGACACUGGAUUAUUACUUAUGAAUAAAAAGCCCUGGGCAUUGAACAUCUACAAAAAAAUUCACAAGCUGGAGAAUCUUUUAUCAUUUUUUUCAACUCGUCAAUGGGAUUUUUCCCGAGAUAACGUUGAUAAUCUUUGGAAAAGCCUUUCAGAAACAGAUAAGAAGUUAUUUCCAUUUGAUAUGAAAUCUCUAGAUUAUAAAGCAUACCUUUUCAGUUAUGUGGAUGGAAUGAGAUUUUAUUUAGGAAAAGAAGAUGUGAGUACGAUACCACGGGGCAGGAGGAUUAACAAGCUACGGUAUGUAGCACACAGAUCUGUACAACUAGUCUUUUCUUCAAGUGUUAUCUGGUGUUUGUGGAGAGUUUUCUCGUUAAUUUUAUAAACCCGCGAGCUCCUUUCAUUUGAAAUAUAAUUAGACAAGGAAGAACUGAGUUUCCUAUUGUCGUAACAAUAGUCGAUCAUAAAGAAUUGUGUGAAUUGUAUCAUAAAUCUUUAUUUAAAUCCUUUUUCUUUAAAAUUAAUUAUAUCUGUUUUAUUUAUUUUAAUUUCAAAAACUAAAAAGUGUAGAUAUAAUAUAACGUAAAUGGAUUCUUAUCCAUUCUUAUUCUUAUAAAAAAACAUUAGUGAAAAUAUUUCUGUUAGCUUUAAGUAGCAUUUACUAGGCAAUACAAUAUAAUAUAGUGUUUUAUGUAUAUAAUUUUUGCUUAAAUUAUAAUGAAUCUCCCUUGUAUAUUAUCUUACAA